AUGGUGACUCCCCCGUGGUCAGUCUCACCUGCCUCCCCGCCUGCACCCAUGCAGCACAGCCAUGCACCAGCUCUCACCCAUGCAGCACAGCCAUGCACCAGCUCUCACCCAUGCAGCACAGCCAUGCACCAGCUCUCACCCAUGCAGCACAGCCAUGCACCAGCUCUCACCCAUGCAGCACAGCCAUGCACCAGCUCUCACCCAUGCAGCACAGCCAUGCACCAGCUCUCACCCAUGCAGCACAGCCAUGCACCAGCUCUCACCCAUGCAGCACAGCCAUGCACCAGCUCUCACCCAUGCAGCACAGCCAUGCACCAGCUCUCACCCAUGCAGCACAGCCAUGCACCAGCUCUCACCCAUGCAGCACAGCCAUGCACCAGCUCUCACCCAUGCAGCACAGCCAUGCACCAGCUCUCACCCAUGCAGCACAGCCAUGCACCAGCUCUCACCCAUGCAGCACAGCCAUGCAUCAGCUCUCACCCAUGCAGCACAGCCAUGCACCAGCUCUCACCCAUGCAGCACAGCCAUGCACCAGCUCUCACCCAUGCAGCACAGCCAUGCACCAGCUCUCACCCAUGCAGCACAGCCAUGCACCAGCUCUCACCCAUGCAGCACAGCCAUGCAGCCCGCUCAACACUCUCUGAACCCACCGUCCAUCACGCGCAUGGACCGCACUCACCCUGCUGCCCGCUUCUCUCCCUCCCCGCCGUUCUCCCAUGCAUGUGCCUGCAGCUGCAGGCGCUGUUGCGCAUGGGCAUGCCAGCGGGGGUGUGCAGCACGCGCAACGCCACCACGCCACUGCACGUGGCGGCGUAUGGCGGCCACGUGGACUGCAUGUGCCUGCUGGCGGCUGUGCGUGCCUGGCGGCUUGACCAAGCAGCAGUGGGAGGCAGUGAGAUGACUUGCACACCAGGGAAUAGAGCCAGCAGAGGUAGAAGCAGCGGGGGCCAACCCCAAGGCGGUUCAGAUAGUGUGGGAGGAGCAUGCGCGGCGGGCAGGCCAAGGAGGGGAGAGGGGGCAUGGGUUUUGGAAGGAUGGUGUGCUCAUCUUGUCUCCCCUUUCCCCUCUCAUCUCCACUCUACCCCAUCCCUCUUCCUGCCCUCCUGUCCCCAUCCUUCUCCCUCAGGAGAGCCGUACACCAACUGCACCGCUCUGAACCCAUUUGUGCAGUGGAAUCUGCAGCCGCUGCUACCAGCCACUCCCCCCUCCUUCACCCUCACCUCACCACCCCCACCCGCCUUCACGCCGCCAUACGCCCUCUCGUCCAUCUGCUUGUGGACGUCCCUCUCCGCCAUCGCACCUGGUCGCACACAAGCAACAGCCCUCCAGCCACUGCCGCCACACACAAAGCCUGCUGAUGCAGAUGCUGGCAGUGGAGGCGAGAAGGCAGUGGGGGGCGCAGUUGGUUCGAGUCAGGGCGUGCAGGGGGAGUGGGCAGUGGCGGGGUAUGAGGCGAUGCAUGUGGUGCAGGUGGGGGGUGGGUGGCGCCAGGGUAGCUAUGGCCUGCCCUCCUCCCUCGCUGCCUCUGCUGCACCUGCUGUGUCUGGAAGGCAAGGUGACUUGUCUGGAAACCUUUGUUGCACUUCUUUGUAG
This is a messenger RNA of Closterium sp. Naga37s-1, 1593 nucleotides long. Lineage: Eukaryota; Viridiplantae; Streptophyta; Zygnematophyceae; Desmidiales; Closteriaceae. The record is from the annotation of a GenBank genome assembly.